Messenger RNA from Grammomys surdaster, 5875 nucleotides. RefSeq names its product dual specificity tyrosine phosphorylation regulated kinase 2 (gene Dyrk2). The record is from RefSeq and is a predicted model, not a curated record. Gene Ontology annotation, molecular function: ATP binding; protein serine/threonine kinase activity; protein serine/threonine/tyrosine kinase activity. Lineage: Eukaryota; Metazoa; Chordata; Mammalia; Rodentia; Muridae. Gene Ontology annotation, biological process: peptidyl-threonine phosphorylation; peptidyl-serine phosphorylation. The transcript is spliced from 3 exons. Gene Ontology annotation, cellular component: nucleus. Bases 135 to 1940 code for a protein of 601 amino acids.
CGGGAGCGAGGCAGCGACCAGGCGCGGGGGACCCGCGUGAGGGGCGACCAGGAGGCGGCGGCGGCGGCGGCGAGGCGUAGCGGCGGGACCGGCGGCGAGGGCAGCACUGCCAUGCACGUUCCUCUCCCGCGGCCAUGUUAACCAGGAAACCUUCGGCCGCCGCUCCCGCCGCCUACCCGACCGGCCGAGGAGGGGACACCGCCGUUCGCCAGCUUCAGGCUUCCCCGGGGAUCGGCGCGGGGGCUCCCCGAAGCGGAGUGGGGACCGGCCCGCCCUCCCCCAUCGCCCUGCCGCCUCUCCGGGCCAGCAACGCUGCCACUACAGCCCACACGAUUGGCGGCGGUAAGCACACCAUGAAUGACCACCUCCACAUCAGCAGCCACAGCCACGGACAGAUCCAGGUUCAGCAACUGUUCGAGGAUAACAGUAACAAAAGGACAGUGCUCACAACCCAACCGAAUGGGCUUACCACGGUCGGCAAGACAGGCUUGCCUGUGGUGCCGGAGCGGCAGCUGGAGAGCAUUCACAGACGGCAGGGGAGUUCCACCUCUCUGAAGUCCAUGGAAAGCAUGGGGAAGGUAAAAGCCACCCCCAUGACACCCGAACAAGCGAUGAAGCAAUACAUGCAAAAACUCACAGCCUUCGAACACCAUGAGAUUUUUAGCUACCCUGAAAUCUACUUCCUGGGUCCAAACGCAAAGAAACGCCAAGGCAUGACCGGUGGACCCAACAACGGCGGUUAUGACGACGACCAGGGAUCGUAUGUGCAGGUGCCCCAUGAUCAUGUGGCUUACAGGUAUGAGGUCCUCAAGGUCAUUGGGAAGGGGAGCUUUGGGCAGGUGGUCAAGGCCUAUGACCACAAAGUCCACCAGCACGUGGCCCUGAAGAUGGUGCGGAACGAAAAGCGCUUCCACCGGCAGGCGGCCGAGGAGAUCCGAAUCUUGGAACACCUACGAAAGCAGGACAAGGACAACACCAUGAACGUCAUCCACAUGCUGGAGAACUUCACCUUCCGCAACCACAUCUGCAUGACGUUUGAGUUGUUGAGCAUGAACCUCUAUGAGCUCAUCAAGAAGAAUAAGUUCCAGGGCUUCAGCCUGCCUCUGGUGCGCAAGUUUGCCCACUCGAUUCUGCAAUGUCUGGAUGCUUUGCACAAGAACAGAAUAAUCCACUGUGACCUUAAGCCCGAGAACAUUUUGUUAAAGCAGCAGGGUCGAAGCAGUAUUAAAGUGAUUGACUUUGGCUCCAGUUGUUACGAGCACCAGCGCGUCUACACGUACAUCCAGUCACGCUUUUACCGGGCUCCGGAAGUGAUCCUGGGAGCCAGGUAUGGCAUGCCCAUUGACAUGUGGAGCCUGGGUUGCAUCCUCGCGGAGCUCCUGACAGGUUACCCCCUCUUGCCUGGGGAGGAUGAAGGGGACCAGCUGGCUUGUAUGAUCGAGCUCUUGGGCAUGCCCUCUCAAAAACUCCUGGAUGCUUCCAAACGAGCCAAAAAUUUCGUGAGCUCCAAGGGUUACCCCCGAUAUUGCACUGUUACGACUCUUUCAGAUGGCUCUGUGGUCCUCAACGGAGGCCGAUCCCGGAGAGGGAAACUGAGGGGUCCGCCAGAGAGCAGAGAGUGGGGGAACGCACUGAAGGGAUGUGAUGAUCCUCUUUUUCUUGACUUCUUAAAACAGUGUUUGGAGUGGGAUCCCGCGGUCCGCAUGACCCCGGGCCAGGCUUUGCGGCAUCCGUGGCUUAGGAGGCGCUUGCCAAAGCCUCCAACCGGGGAGAAGACAGCGGUGAAGAGGGUCACAGAGAGUACUGGUGCUAUCACCUCCAUUUCCAAGUUACCUCCACCUUCCAGCUCAGCUUCCAAGCUGAGGACUAAUUUGGCACAGAUGACAGAUGCCAAUGGGAAUAUUCAGCAGAGGACAGUGUUGCCGAAACUCGUUAGCUGAGCUCCAGUCCCCCGAUGCUGGCAAUCUGAAAAACCGCGUUAUAGCUGAGCCUUACUGGGUUGAAAAAAGUGUAGCUCAGACCUGUUUUUAUUUGCUCAAUAACUCGACUCAUUUGUAUCUUUUCAGCACUUGAUGUAAGACUGUUUUGUUUUUAUAAAAUACAUGGGGACAAUGCUUUAAGUUUUUAUACUUUCUGAAACCGUUUUUGUUUUUCUUCCUUGUGUUCUAAAUGUACGAUGAGCCUUACUGUAUUUCGUGUGGCAGAGUAAUCACAUCGGUGGCAGGCCAUUGAUUCUUCAUGACUGCCACACAUUUACAGAUUGGUCAAACACAUUCACUCUGUUUUCAUGGUUGGUCCUACUCCCCGGGGAGGUGGUCCCCAGAGGCCCUCCUUCUCUCUCCAGGCUCCAGGUUCACAGGGAAGCAGCUCGUCUUGCCUCCGUUUUCCAUAAAUUAAUCUGGGUCAGAGUGGAGGAGGAAGAAGAGGGGGUCGGGGUGAAAAUCUCUAAGGAAAACUGCACUUUCGAAAUUUUCUUUUCUUUCCUCACCGUCUGUUUAAAUGAUUACAAGACAGGAUUGCCCUGCUUUCAACUGCCCACUUAACAUUCUGAUGUCCUUAAGCCACCGAGCGUUUAAUGGAUAAGUGGAAACGGAGAUGUGUGAAUUCCUCCCCAGGCUCUGGGAUGGUGGCUGGGCUUGUCAUAAUCAGGAAGCCUUCUGGUUACGGAAUUGCUUUUGCACCUGAUUUUAAGGACCCCCCCCCCCCACCAUGUUCCCUGCUACCUUUUCUCUUGAUCGUUCCUCUUCCACCACACACACCUGUUGCCCGCGUUUAGUUUGUCUUUUUUUCCUUCCGCUGUCCAUCCCAGACCGCUAACAGACAUUUCAGUUGCCAUUACGUCUACAGUUUCGUACCCCAGUUUUCCAAAAGAACAGCGGCCUAGCUACCUAAAGGUGGGAGUUUCCAUAGUUCCAAAGAAGACUUAGCCGACCCACUGCAGUCAGCUCGACCCUCAGCCUGGGGAAGCAUCAACUCUUUCGUUAGAAAGAAAAGAGGUUGAAAAGGGAGGAGAAAUUCCACUCCAAGUUAAAUGGUCUGACUUAUUCUCUGAUUCACUAGAAGAGCCACAGGGAAAAAAAACAAAACAAAAACCGAUUCCUCUGUUUAGUUGACUUUCUUUUGAAUCGCACUGACUGUUUUUUGUGGGGAAUGAUGCUUUACCUGAGAGAGUAACUGAGAGUUAGGUAAAAGAAUAUUUUCUUCUCUGAAUAAUAAUUAUUUUCACAGUGAAAAUUUCAGUAUUUUAUCACUAAUGUAUGAACGGUGAUAUAUAUCAAUUUCAAGGCACGUGGAAAGAAUUUUUUUAGUAUGUGCAAUUUAAUAGAGAAAGAUUUCUGCCUGUUUGGACAAUAGGUUUUGGAUAGUAAAAAUUAGGAUAAAUAAUCUUUUAUAUGCACAGAUAUUAUUGUAUUGCCUGUAAAUCGAUUUACAAGUACUUAAAGCAUGGUCCCCAGUGAGGCCAAGAAAGUUUCCGGUUACUUUUUUUUUUUUUUAAUUCUAUGUUUUCUCUUACUUAAAAAAAAAGGAAAAAAAAAGAAAAAGAAACAAAUAGAAAGUGUCAUUUUGAAUAAAACAUUUUUUUUUAUCUUGAGACUUUGCCAGUUGAUGGCAAAAAACUAAUGCUCAGGAAUUAUUUCAAAUAUUUGCCAAAAAAAAUCAGUAAUAAGAUUAGCUUAUUAGUAAGUUAGUAAUAUCGCUGUUUGCUUUACUAUUUAAGGAUGGCAUUGAUAAAUUAAUUUGCACCCCUGUACUUAGCGAGUAUAGCUUAUUUUCCCCUAGUCAAAUUCUUUAGCGUAUUAUACACAGUUCUGUGUAAUCUGUGAAGUGCAAUAAUAUGUCAGUAAGUUACAAAAGGAUGCUCAUGUGACAGUGCCCCCAACCAGUGGCUUAUAGGGCUUAAAAAUUGUGUAUUUAUUUUUUAAAAUUUGGCUUAAAAGCAUAAGAAGUAUCAAGAGUUUGGUCUGCGGACUUCGUAAAGCUAUAAGACUCUUAACGAUGGUUCUUGUCUUUAGGUCAUUAAAAUAAAUUUUUGAAAAUGGAAGCUAUUUCCCUUUCCCAGGCCCCUUUCCUCUGUUCUCACUUGGUUGCCGCAGGAGCCUGAGCCUGGCGUUACGAACUCCCCUAGAAUGUCACUAUACUUGCAACAGUUUAGUAGUGGACUGAAAUGGCUUGUCUUUCCCCCAUCACACAAAACUGAUUGCUUGUAGACGCCAGCAGGAUAUUGGUGAUGAGCUUUCCCUAUACAUGGAACCAGAAACUUUAAAACCAACUAUCAUAUGCUACAAGGCUUUUUCUGUUCCUUCUCUUUUUCCCAACUACAGUGAAAUCUCCUUUAUUCAUAAAAACCGUCUCAGCAUUUACUGGUAACCUCUGCUUUGAGGAGAAUCCUAUUUAAUUAUUGUGUCUCAAAUGAAACUGUUGCCUCUUCAUCAUCUUAACCUAAAUAAAGGGCUCUGAUAGGCUACUAGGAGUUGGCUUGGAAACCGUCCUUGGUCUCACAGGUUACCAUUGUCUGGGGAUGUCUGAGCUGUUUUCAGAUUUAGGAAUAGCACAGUGUCGUCUUGUCUUUGGUUGCAGUCUCACUUGGCUCUGUUUCUUGCACUACUAGAGUGUUCUUAGCACAACCGUGGAACACGGAGGGAUUCGAGGCAGCGUAGAUUAACAUUGUAGAGGAGAACUUGUGCCCUUAGUGUUAAUAAUGUGCCUUUUGUUCCGAAUGCCAUGUUACGGGGCAUGCAUUUUUUGGCCUCUUUAACUCUUUGAACGAGAGGUAGUAAAGAUGGAGGCCACCUCUGCAAAGAUAACAUCUGUCUUAAAUAUCUAGAUUUCUAGGCCUUAAUAGAAACCAUAAGGCGUGAAUCGUCAUCGGGCGCUGAGCAAGAUAACUAUUGGCUAGCUACACCAGGAAUUCCAGGUUUAAGAGGUUAAAGAUGGUCUUUGUUGUAUCUUAACAUCAGACUGAUUUUUUAAAUGAUACUUUUUUUUGUUAUGCUAACACUAGACAAAAAAAAUCAACUGUAUUUGUAAAAAUUUACCUCAAACCAUUUAAUUUUAUAGUGUGAUUAAUCCCAGGGCAUUUGGUAUGAACCAAAGUGCAUUCCUUUUUUUAUGUGCCUGGCUCUAGUGAGGAUGGCCAGGGAUUUUUACAAUUUGGGUGCAUGGCAUUUAAGCCACUUUUAAACUUACUGGGUGGUGUGGAGCCCUGUCAGGUGACUCCCUCAGAAUGUUGGAAAACCACUUUAGGCAUCAGUAGCAUUGGGCCAUAUUGGAAAAUCUUAAAAGCGUGAAUUAUUUUAAAGAACAUUCAUUUUUGUAAUUUUUUUCAUCAAGACUAUUUCUGGUAAGCAAAUUUUUUUUUUAAUAAUUAAAAAAAAUCAACUGAUUCGGUUGGUAAAGGUUUUAAUAUUGCCCAACAUAAUGCUGUGGUAGCAUUUGAAGAAAAACAAAACAAAAGUAUUUGUGGACUCUCUGUUUUUAGGGGCUUGUACAUCUCUCUGCUAUGGACAUAUAUACGAUACAUUGUAAUUAUAUCAGGCUCAACUGCUGCAGUUUGUCUAGGCCGGGGCUGGGUUUUUAAUCGAGCAACACCUUAGACACGUGACUGUAUUAAUGCUGCAACUGUAUGUACUGAAAAUAUGUGAAACGGUUGAAUGUGGACUGUGUAUAUAUGUAUGUACAGAUUUCUGUGAGAUGCUGCUGUUGCCACUUAACAUGGAAAGUGUUCUAGUGGGGUUUGAAUCCUAGUGGCCAGUUCUAUGAUACUGUAUGCAUUGUACAGCCGGAGGCAGAAGUAAGACUGUUUAGUGAAUAUUUGUUAAAUUUUAUUGUUGUGGCCAGAGAUAAUUUCAGAAUAAAAUUUUAAUGUCCUACCUUA